UCCGCAUCACGUGGUAUCACCAAGGAGGACGUCCACGACGCCCGGAAGGAAGAUGGCGUCCGCUUUGGCGUCGCGUCGGAAGUAAAAGGAAACGGCCUCAGGGACAUUCUAUUUUUUGUUGCAGUUAGUUGGCGCCAACAAGGACUGGAAAGGGAAAAAAAAGGCUGGCAUUUGGCUCAGCUGGUUGCGGAGACGAAAUGGACAGCUUUGUUGAAGGCUUGGAAGAUGAGGAAGGGCAAGAGUCCCCAGAAGAAGAAACAGAUAAUAUCUCUGCGCUGAGAGCAACAGAUGUUCCAGUUGCAGAACUCUAUUUACCUUCCCUCCCAAAGAAUUAUCACAGCCCAACAAUGAUGGGUUUGGAGCCUUCAGAAUUUCAUAAGUCAAAAGAUGACUGCUUACGGUGCAUCCAUGAUGCCCUCUUACAGUCUCAGUGGCAGAGGGCUGCAGAAUUAAUGGUGAGCUAUCUAGAGAUGUUGGAAAGCACUAAUUGGGCCCGACAGCGAGAAGCAUCUGAGGAGAUCUGGAGAAUAGGAACUGAAAUUUUGCAGCAGCAUCCACAGAGUACUGUAGAGGAGGCCAGUCACUUUGCAGAUCGGAUGAAAAAUUUAGGAGUCAUAAAAUAUUUAAAGGUUUCUUUGGAACAUGCCUUCCAUCUUUUGUGCAAUGGUUUUCUGGAGGAAGCCUAUCGGGACUUAUCUCUGGCAGAAAGCUGGCGCUAUGGAGAACUCACAGUUGCCCAGGAAAAAGAACGGAAACUAAUUCAAGGCUAUAGAGGACUGUUGGAUUAUUAUAAGUGGUUAAAGAAGAGGACAGAAAUGUUGGAGCUUGAUGAAGACAGCUAUGCGAGAACUUCUGUUCAGCAGGAAAUGUACAGACUGUACCAGCAGGCUAAAGGCUGCCUUAAAGAGAUAAUUAAAAUCCCUGGAGUUUGGGAUCCAUUUGUGACCUGUUACAUAGAUAUGCUGGAACAUUAUGAAAAGUUUGAAGAAGCAAGAGAAACAUUAAAUGAGUAUGCAUAUAAUUCCAAAUUUCCUUCUAACCCCAAUGCUCAUGUCCUCUUCUAUCAGUUUCUUAAGAGAAGGGGUGAGCCAAAGAAGGCACAGAUCUCUGCCCUCCAGAUUUUGCAUGAGCUUGUUCCUUCUCAUGAAUUAAUGUUGGAAUUUUAUACCAUACUUAGCAAGUCAGACAAAAAUAAACACCACAGGCAGUGCCUGACAGUAAUUUUUUCAGUCUUGGACUUUGCUGGAUGGAAAGAAAAUGUAAAAGCAUGGCACUGUUUGGCAAAACAGAUUGUGAAAAUUCUGCAAAACCCUGACAAGCAGCUUCACUGGCUCAGAAAGGAAUGGAGUUCCAGAAAGGACUGGUGGCCAGCUUUCCAUUUCAGCCUUCAUUUGGCAAAACGGAACUGGCAGGAAAAUGAGGCUCUAGUGUAUGAAAAAGCAUUGGUGGAUGGAAUUCUGCUAGGAACAGAUUCCAAAUAUUCAAAGUACAUAAUUCAACAGAGCCAUAAAGCGAAGAAGAGGAAUAUCAAACCACUGAAGAAAUUUGUGAAAGAACACAGCUGGGUCAGUUUGAGAUUGUCUGAUGUUUGAUGUUUGAGAUUGCCAAGUGUUUUUUUAAAAUAU
Molecule: messenger RNA, 1625 nt
Organism: Anolis sagrei ordinatus
Lineage: Eukaryota; Metazoa; Chordata; Lepidosauria; Squamata; Anolidae
Gene: TAF1A
Product: TATA-box binding protein associated factor, RNA polymerase I subunit A
Biological process (GO): transcription by RNA polymerase I
Cellular component (GO): RNA polymerase I transcription regulator complex
Source: RefSeq, a predicted model, not a curated record